UUCUUUUUUCUUUCUGGUGCCUUUCCAUUUUAAUUUAUUUCUUUCAUCACAUCUCCCCACUUUUUCAACCUAGAGUUUACAUUAAAAUGCCUGCAGCUAGAGCCAGUGGUAUCACUCGUACAAUUUAUAAUACUAUCUUCAAGAGAAACUCUGUGUUUGUUACUACCAUCUUCGUUGGUGCUAUUGGAUUCACCAUGGGUUUUGAUACAAUUACUACCAAAGUUUGGGAUGAUAUCAACCGAGGCGCUCAAAUGUGUUCCUUUUUUAUGUUGUUACCAAAUUUAUAGAAACAAUGGAAGGAUAUUAAAGACAACGUAUGUGAAAAAUUGAUUUACA
Molecule: messenger RNA, 336 nt
Organism: Mycotypha africana
Lineage: Eukaryota; Fungi; Mucoromycota; Mucoromycetes; Mucorales; Mycotyphaceae
Product: ubiquinol-cytochrome C reductase
Exons: 3
Coding region: 87-287 (66 amino acids)
Biological process (GO): mitochondrial electron transport, ubiquinol to cytochrome c
Source: RefSeq, a predicted model, not a curated record